Molecule: messenger RNA, 1040 nt
Organism: Ricinus communis (castor bean)
Lineage: Eukaryota; Viridiplantae; Streptophyta; Magnoliopsida; Malpighiales; Euphorbiaceae
Product: histidine-containing phosphotransfer protein 1
Exons: 6
Coding region: 379-843 (154 amino acids)
Biological process (GO): phosphorelay signal transduction system; cytokinin-activated signaling pathway; phosphorylation
Cellular component (GO): nucleus; cytoplasm
Molecular function (GO): histidine phosphotransfer kinase activity; protein histidine kinase binding
Source: RefSeq, a predicted model, not a curated record
AAGAAAACACACACAAAAACAGAGCAGAGCACAAAUCCAUAGAAAAGAAUAUAAAAGGUGGGAUAGGGUCACUGCUGGCUUUACUGUAAGUACUACUUGAAAUACUCUAAGAAAGAGAAAAACAAGAAAGCAAGCAAAAUUUUGGACUUUAUAUUUUUGGCUCUUUAGCAUUUAAUUCAUCAAAUGCUUUUCAAGGUUUUCCUUAUAGCAUUUAUUCCCACUUUGAUUGUGCAAUAAUUCCCUCAGGAUCUGUAAAAUUUAAGCCACAAAGUUUUAUUGGGUCACCGCUUGAGAAAAGGUGCAGUCUUUUGUGUUUAGGAAGAAAGAGAGAGAGAGAGAGAGAGAGAGAGAGAGAGCACAAGCAGGCAGAGGAAAGGCAUGGAGGUGGGUCAGAUGCAGAGAACAUGGGUUGAAUAUACAAAGUCCUUGUUCAGGGAGGGUAUUCUUGAUGGUCAGUUUACACAGCUUCAGCUACUGCAAGAUGAGAGUAACCCAGAUUUUGUUGUUGAAGUUGUGUCUCUUUUCUUUGCAGAUUCUGAGAGGCUUCUUAAUGAACUCACUAGUGCUUUAGAUCAGCAAAUUAUAGACUUCAAAAGGGUUGAUGCUCAUGUGCACCAGUUGAAGGGUAGCAGCUCCAGCAUAGGUGCGCAGAGGGUUAAAAAUGCUUGCGUUGCUUUCCGCAACUUCUGUGAGGGGCAGAAUCCUGAAGGGUGCCUGAAAUGCCUGCAGCAAGUAAAGCAAGAGUAUUAUCUUGUGAAGAACAAGCUUGAAGCUCUAAUCAGGUUGGAGCAACAAAUUGUGGCAGCUGGUGGGUCAAUUCCCAUGGAAGAAUUGAGCUUUUAAUGGUAUCAACUAAAAUUGGGGAGGACCACUGUAGAGAAACUUUUUGGUUUUUGUGUCUUACUCUUCUCUAACCAUAAGGUUCUGUUUAAUUGAACGGGGUUGUGCUUGUAUGAGUUUUGUGAAGAUAAAAGAGUCUCAUCUACUGUCACUUCUCAUUUUGAUCUUCAAUGGUCAAGAGAAUCUUUCCUGUUUGUGUU